Centruroides sculpturatus (bark scorpion) is the source of this 1690-nucleotide messenger RNA. RefSeq names its product tetratricopeptide repeat protein 8-like (gene BBS8). Gene Ontology annotation, biological process: non-motile cilium assembly. NCBI's taxonomy places the organism in Eukaryota, Metazoa, Arthropoda, Arachnida, Scorpiones, Buthidae. The coding region runs from base 50 to 1546 and encodes 498 amino acids. Gene Ontology annotation, molecular function: protein binding. Gene Ontology annotation, cellular component: non-motile cilium; BBSome; ciliary basal body. The transcript has 12 exons. The record is from RefSeq and is a predicted model, not a curated record.
UCUUUGUUUUGUUCGUUGCCAUGGAAACGGUUUUGUUUACCGAAAAGUCAUGGAUCCGCUCUUCAAAGCAAUAAGUUUGUUUAGAAGGAGAAAAUUCGAAGAAUGCGUCGAAGUUUGUAGCGAAUUACUCGAAAAGAAUCCUUACGAUCAAGCAAUUUGGUGCUUAAAAUUAAGAGCUUUAACUGAACAAGUAUACGUUGACGAUUUAGAAGCCGACGAGGAAGGAAUUGCAGAGGCACUUCUAGAUGACAAUGCUAUUGCUCAAGUGGCAAGACCUGGAACAUCUUUAAAAACUCCCAACAGACCUCAAGGAACCAGUCAAUCAAUUCGUCCUGUCACUCAUGCCGGUCGUCCUUUAUCGGGAGUCGUCCGUCCCAAUACUCAGUCUGGUAAUCCUGGUUCUAUGGAAAAAGCAAUGAGAACUUCACGAACUUCUCGCACGGCCAGACCGGUAUCUAGCGCAUCCGGUAGAUUUGUUCGAUUGGGAACGGCUUCUAUGUUAUCCCAUCCCGAAGGCCCGUUCAUAAAUUUAGGAAGGUUAAAUCUAACUAAGUAUGCUUCUACUCCAUCACUAGCAAAACCUCUUUUUGAAUAUAUUUAUUAUCACGAAAAUGACGUCAGACAUGCUUUAGAUUUAGCCGCACAAGCUACGCAAGCUUGCCAAUAUAAAGAUUGGUGGUGGAAAUUACAACUAGGAAAAUGUUAUUACAGAUUUGGAAUGUAUCGUGAUGCAGAGAGACAGUUCAAAUCUGCUGUCAAGCAACAGGAUGCGGUGGACACGUUUCUUUGGCUUGCAAAGGUGUAUAUUCGUCUGGAUCAGCCAUUAACGUCACUCGAAGUGUACAAACAGGCAUUAGAAAAAUUUCCCGGAGAAACAAAUCUACUCACAAAUAUUGCACGCAUAUACGAGGGAUUAAAUGAUUUAAAUCUUGCUGUAAAAUAUUACAAAGAUGUUCUUCAAUACGAUGCAAUUAACAUCGAAGCAAUAGCGUGCAUUGCAACCCAUCAUUUUUAUUCCGAUCAACCAGAAAUUGCACUCAGAUUUUACAGGAGACUCCUGCAGAUGGGCAUCUGCAAUUCCGAACUCUACAACAAUCUCGGCCUGUGCUGCUUUUAUUCACAGCAGUACGACAUGGCCGUGACUUGUUUCGAGAGAGCUCUGACGCUGGCGACUGACGAUACUCUGGCAGACGUAUGGUAUAACAUUGGUCACAUGGCUCUGGGAAUAGGAGAUAAGAAUCUUGCGACUCAAUGUUUUCGACUGGCGCUGACGGCAAACAACGAUCACGCAGAGUCUUAUAAUAAUUUGGGUGUCAUUGAAGCAGUCAAAGGCAACACCGAUCAAGGAAAAGCAUUCUUUCAAACUUCUGCUAAUUUAGCAUCUUACUUAUUUGAACCAUUUUAUAAUCACGCUUUACUUGCCGAAGAGAUGGGCGACUUGCAGAGUUGCUUCAGCAUCGUACAAAAAGCACUGGAGGCCUUUCCAGAUCAUACAGAUUCUCAAGAACUGUUAGAGAAAAUAAAGAAAAUGUUCUCGACACUUUAAUAAUUUUUAAUUAUACUAAAAAAGGCUCAAUCACAUUUUAUACAAAUUAAGAGAAGCACCUCUAUUGUUAAUUGAUGACAACUAUUGCCUUAAUUAAAUUUCAGCCAAUAAAAGUGUUAUUUUAUCAACUUGCCAAAUGAAAUU